AUGGAGCACGGAAAAGGACACCAGUAUGACAAGCGCCUGGAUAACUUCUUCAAUGAAAGUGCAUAUGAAGUGAAAAUGGCCCCAUCCAGUAGCGUCUCCGAUUCCCCCCUUGGUCCACGUAGCAAACGGAGAGCGACCCAGCCCCGGUCGGAGGCUGCCCCACGCCACAGGGCCAACCCCGGCUGGCCACCCGGCCUUUCGCAACUCUCGCCCCCUCCCCGCCGGCUGCCUCGCGGGGGAGGGGGCUGCGCCUCUCCCCGAGCCCCUCCCACCCACGCCGCCCCACUUAAGGGCCAGGGUCCGCGCUCUCGCCCACAGACCGGCUCGUGGCGGGGCGCGGGGCCGUCGACGGGGAGCCGGGCCGCGCGCGGGCAGACCCACGGCAGGGCCGAGGAUGGCCGCGGGACGGCGGAAGGGGAGCGGGCAGCGCAGCGGCCGAGCGGGCAGCCCGCCGGCGGGGCCCCGGGGGGGCGGGGGAGCCUGGCGGCGGCGGGGCGGCUCGGGACCGGAGGCGGCCCGGGGCUGGCCGAGGGGGCGUCGCGGCCGCUCCUGCUAGCCGGCGCCCCCUCGAGCCCCUCCGGGAGGCUCGCGCGGGCCUGGGGCGGCCGGGCGAGCCAAGCCCCCCACACCUUCCGAGGGCGCGGGCGGUCUGUGCGAUGCGUCCUCGAGGUGAGUGCCUGGGAGGCCGCCCUUCCUCGCCGACCUGAGCAGGGGGGAAGUGGCGGGAGCAAAGACUCUGCCCCCCCACCCCCCCACCCCCCUCCCGUAAACACCCCUCGCGACCUUUUCCCGACCCGGGAGCGGCGCGAGGCGGCGCCACCUGACCCCUCGCUGGCCCCGGCGCCAGGGGAGGGGAGGGGAGGGCGGCCCCGCGCCAAGGGGAGGACGCCCACCCCGCCUCAAAGCCACCCCGCCGUCCCGCCCGCCCCCUCCCUCCCUCCCUCCGCCUGGGCCGGGGAGACGGACGACGCCCGAGGAGGGCGAUGA
Messenger RNA from Euleptes europaea (tarantolino), 987 nucleotides. RefSeq names its product translation initiation factor IF-2-like. The transcript has 3 exons. Lineage: Eukaryota; Metazoa; Chordata; Lepidosauria; Squamata; Sphaerodactylidae. The record is from RefSeq and is a predicted model, not a curated record. Bases 1 to 987 code for a protein of 328 amino acids.